CCUUCCCAUGUGCUCUGACUGGCGCUAAAAGUUUUAAGCUCAAAAGUCCAGAGCCACCAUCCUGGGUGCAGGUAGCCGGUGGGCCCCGGGGGUUCACCUGGAUUCCGGCCUCGGAGCGUGCUUCCCAGAACGGUAAUACGCUCCCCUGAGGUUCGGCAGCCACACUUCCAGGGAGCUGCAAUGGAGGUACCACAGUCAGAACUCAGCGUGGACCCCCCUCUGAGUCAGGAGACAUUUUCAGACUUGUGGAAACUACUUCCUGAAAACAAUGUUCUGACCCCUGACGUAUCCCUGGCAGACCUUGUGAAUUGGCUGGAUGGAGGUCCAAAUGAAGACCCCAAUGUGCCAGCAACUCCAGGACCAGCAGCUGCCACCCCUGCACCAGCCACCUCCCCGGCACCAGCCAACUCCUGGCCUUUGUCAUCCUUUGUCCCUUCCCAGAAGACCUACCCUGGCAACUAUGGUUUCCAGUUAGGGUUCCUGAAUUCUGGGACAGCCAAGUCUGUCACCUGCACGUACUCCCCUACCCUCAAUAAGCUGUUUUGCCAGCUGGCAAAGACUUGCCCCGUGCAGCUGUGGGUUAGCUCCCCACCCCCGGUUGGCACCCGUGUCCGAGCCAUGGCCAUCUACAAAAAGUCUGAAUACAUGACGGAGGUUGUGAGGCGCUGCCCCCACCAUGAGCGCUGCUCUGACUAUAGCGAUGGUCUGGCCCCUCCUCAGCAUCUUAUCCGGGUGGAAGGAAAUUUGCAUGCCGAGUAUUUGGACGACAAACACACUUUCCGACAUAGUGUGGUAGUGCCCUACGAGCCACCCGAGGUGGGCUCCGACUGUACCACCAUCCACUACAACUUCAUGUGUAACAGCUCCUGUAUGGGGGGUAUGAACCGGCGGCCUAUCCUCACCAUCAUCACACUAGAAGACUCCAGUGGUAAUCUGCUGGGACGAAACAGCUUCGAGGUGCGUGUUUGCGCCUGUCCGGGGAGAGACCGGCGUACAGAGGAAGAAAAUUUCCGCAAGAAGGGGGAGCCUUGUCCCAAGCAGCCCCCUGGGAGCUCUAAGCGAGCACUGCCCACCAACACCAGCUCCUCUACCCCGCCAAAGAAACCACUGGAUGGAGAAUAUUUCACCCUUCAGAUCCGUGGGCGUGAACGCUUCGAGAUGUUUCGAGAACUGAAUGAGGCCUUGGAGCUAAAGGAUGCCCAGGCUGGAAAGGAGUCAGAGGGAAGCAGGGCUCACUCCAGCCACCUGAAGUCUAAGAAGGGGCAAUCUACCUCCCGUCAUAAAAAACUCCUGUUCAAGAGAGAGGGACCUGACUCAGACUGACAUCCCCUGCUUCCUGUCCCCCACUGAUACCCCCAUCCUCAUCUACCCUUGGGGGGCUCAGGAGCUUAAAUUUCUGCUUGGUACAGGUGUGCCUCAGAAUUCCGUUUGCCUUGGCCUGGGGCUCUGCUAAAGAAGUUGGUCUGCAAUGGUGGUUUUUGGGGCAGGUGAGGGGAGCUGGAAUGUUUCAGCUUAGCUUUUAAGGUUUUUAUUUUGAAGACCAUUUGGGAAAGGUAGGCAAAUAUUCCUGCAUGUAAGGAUUAGGUUUUAAAUCAGCCAUACCCUGGGUUGGAAGCUAUCUCAAGUUGUUAAAUUUCUUCUAACUACAUAGUCCACGGUGAUAAAAUGCCAACAAUCAUACCUACCUCACAAGGUUUUUUGUGAGAGUUAAUGAACUAAUGUAUACAAGGCCUGACAAUUAAGUUCACAAACUCGUUGAAACAAUGUUGCUAGCCUUUUUUGAUUGAUAUCAGAGGGAUUAUUCAUUAUGAAUUUGUACCAACUGGACAAAUAGUUAACCAA
Molecule: messenger RNA, 1842 nt
Organism: Rhinolophus ferrumequinum (greater horseshoe bat)
Lineage: Eukaryota; Metazoa; Chordata; Mammalia; Chiroptera; Rhinolophidae
Gene: TP53
Product: tumor protein p53
Exons: 11
Coding region: 181-1323 (380 amino acids)
Biological process (GO): protein tetramerization; regulation of transcription by RNA polymerase II; apoptotic process
Cellular component (GO): nucleus
Molecular function (GO): RNA polymerase II cis-regulatory region sequence-specific DNA binding; protein binding; DNA-binding transcription factor activity, RNA polymerase II-specific
Source: RefSeq, a predicted model, not a curated record